Messenger RNA from Poecilia latipinna (sailfin molly), 1500 nucleotides. It is a transcript of the gene ninj1, whose product is annotated as ninjurin 1. Gene Ontology annotation, biological process: tissue regeneration; cell adhesion. The coding region runs from base 249 to 701 and encodes 150 amino acids. The record is from RefSeq and is a predicted model, not a curated record. The transcript has 3 exons. Lineage: Eukaryota; Metazoa; Chordata; Actinopteri; Cyprinodontiformes; Poeciliidae. Gene Ontology annotation, cellular component: membrane.
AAAAUAAAUACCAUCGGGAAGUUGUCACUCCGGAAAGCAGCGCACAGCUUUCUGACAACCGCCGCCCCGUGUUGUGUUGGAGGGGUGGUUUAAUAAACAACUGUGCUCUCCCAUCUUCCUCAAAGCAGCGGGGUAUUUUAUAAGUAGACCAGCCGAGACUUUGUGCCAGGACCCACGGCGACCCACUGAGUGAAGCCCACAUUGAAGCUUCAUGACCGACCUUUUCUGUCGGGAUACACAGAUACGACAUGGCUACUGAGAGCAUAAGAAUGAACGGAGAUGCUGACCGAGGCGACGAAGCGGGGGAAUUUCAUCGAGAAAACCGCAUCAUGCGGCGGCGCGGACCCCUGAACAUGAACCAUUACGCCAACAAGAAGAGCGCAGCAGAGAGCAUGCUGGAUGUGGCUCUGCUGAUGGCUAACGCCUCGCAGCUCAAGGCCGUUCUCGAGCACGGACCGAGCUUCACCUUCUACGUUCCCCUCAUCACUCUCCUCAGCAUCUCUCUCAUCUUACAGGUACUGGUGGGAGUUAUGCUCAUAUUUAUAGUUAAGUGGAAUCUGAACGAUGAAAGAAUGCAUCACAAGCUGGACAUCUUGGAAAGCUGUGUCAUGGCCUUCAUCUUUGUCAUAGUGGUGGUCAACGUCUUCAUCACAGCCUUCGGCGUCCAGCAGCCCCACUCGCAAAAUUCACCGCCUUCUUGACGUGCUCCUUGCUCAUCAAGACAUUAUGAGUUUUUAUUAUUUACAAGUUAAAUGGCCAUUUUAUAUAAUUGUCUGCUAUUGUCUGACUCUGUGUGUUUUGAACAAAAUUAAGUGGUUAGUUCUUAUUUUCUCAUCUGUUACUGGUGCAAAAUCAUUGUGACCAUUUCCUGUCAUGUUAAAAUAUUUUUCAUAUCGGUUGUUGUAUGUAUGCAUGCCUGCUGCUUAUUAAUGACGGACUGUAUAACCUCAGCAAAGUUAAAUUAUUCAUGAGCCCAGAAGGCUUAAUGCAGUACCGUAGCUUUACUGAAGGAGAGGUGUGUUGUUUACAGUUUGAAUUUUUUAAUAAUGAUGUGGUAUGUGCGUGCUUUUUGAAGUGCUAUGCAAAAUGCAAUAUCUUUGACUGUCUUCCAUACAUUAGGUCAGUGCUUCCCAAACUUUUCAGUGUGAGGCCUGUGAGCCCGAACACUGGUCGAGCGUACAUUGUACUGCCUUUUAUUUGUUUUUAAGUACUGUUUUUAUCUCUUUUAACGGGUAUUGGAGACAUACAGUUAUGUAUUUGUUAUUUAGUGUUUGAAGAGAAUCUCAAGAUCCUACACUUACUGAUUGGGUCCCUGUGCAAAAAAAUAAUAAUAAUUUGAGUUUAUUUACUGCAUUGUGCAGUUGCUUUGAUUAAAUGUUUUAUUUACUUUUUGUAAACAAACAAAAAAGAACAACCAGGAAUAUUUUACAGUUUUAAAUACUUCUAUGCACUGUGACUGCUCAUGUACUAUAUUUUUAAAAUAAAAGUAGAAAAGUUUUA